AUGGCAGCACCCGUAGACCAACGCAUCGCCGUCACUGUCGACAACCCUGACGCCGAUACUGAAUGGAACGACAUUCUCCGCAAACACGGUAUCCUUCCCGAGAAACCCCCCUCCCCGACACCUCUCAUCGAGGAAGCCAUCAUUGAAGCGCGCCGCCUCGCACACGAGAACCGUCUCGAAGGCAAGGACCUUGACGAGCUCGAUGAGCUUGAAGAUGAAGAAGACGAGGCAUUCCUGGAACAAUACCGCCAGAAACGUAUGAGAGAACUUGCCGAGCUGCAACAAAAGUCCAUCCAUGGCUCCGUCCAUCCCAUCUCGAAGCCUGAAUGGGCGCGUGAAGUGACGGAAGCGUCACAUCAAGGACCCGUUUUCGUCAACCUGACUUCUCCCCAGGGCGAUGCAAACCCGGAGUCACGUGUAUUGUCUGCGCUAUGGAAGCAGGCGGCGCGUGAGUAUGGCGAGAUCAAGUUCUGCGAAAUCCGUGCGGAUCGGGCUAUCGAGAACUACCCAGAGCGCAAUUGCCCGACCAUCUUGGUGUACAGGAAUGGCGACAUCGUCAAGCAAGUUGUCACCCUCGCAACAGUAGGCGGAGUACGCAUGACCAUGUUGGAUCUUGACAAGAUCCUCGUCGAGGUUGGCGCUGUGCAAGAGGGCGACUUACGUGUAGUUAAGCGGCGCAGGGAAGCUGAGGAUGCCGAGGAGGAGAAGAAAGCCUCAGGCGGUGGAUCAGGAGGGCUGAGGAUCGGUGGUAGCAGAGCAAGACGGGGAGCCAAGGAGGACGACGACGACGACGAUUCUGACUGGGACUGA
This is a messenger RNA of Thermochaetoides thermophila DSM 1495, 810 nucleotides long. RefSeq names its product phosducin-like protein. The record is from RefSeq and is a predicted model, not a curated record. Gene Ontology annotation, cellular component: cytoplasm. Gene Ontology annotation, biological process: protein folding. The transcript is spliced from 2 exons. Lineage: Eukaryota; Fungi; Ascomycota; Sordariomycetes; Sordariales; Chaetomiaceae. Bases 1 to 810 code for a protein of 269 amino acids.